Molecule: messenger RNA, 735 nt
Organism: Fusarium tjaetaba
Lineage: Eukaryota; Fungi; Ascomycota; Sordariomycetes; Hypocreales; Nectriaceae
Product: cyanamide hydratase
Exons: 2
Coding region: 1-735 (244 amino acids)
Source: RefSeq, a predicted model, not a curated record
AUGAGUUCCAGUGAAAUUGCUGCAAAUGGAUGGACUGCUGUCCCAGUCGAUGCCGGAAAGAUCUUCAGUAAUGGACCUUAUAUCAACGAACGUGAGUACAUUGACGUUCAAAGCAUUCAGUUCCCGGACGAUGACCCAAUCGUCAAGAAGACCCAGCAACAUGCCAAAGAUAAGUUGCUGAAGCAGACUUAUAACCAUUCCAUGAGAGUUUACUACUGGUCUACUGUCAUUCUCCGACAGCAGUUCCCAGAGCAUGCCAAGACUCUUUCGCCUUCGACACUGGCACUGACUUGCCUCCUCCACGACAUCGGGACCACGGACGAGAACAUGUCUUCAACUCGUCUCUCGUUUGAGUUUCAGGGUGGCUUCCAAGCUCUCAACCUGCUUCAAGAGACCGGCUCUACCAAAGACCAAGCCGAAGCGGUUUGCGAGACGAUAAUCCGUCAUCAAGACCUUGGCACCGAGGGAAACAUCACCUUCCUCGGACAGCUCAUUCAACUAGCUACGAUCUAUGAUAACGUGGGUGAACAUCCCAACGUGAAGGACUUUGGGAAGAUUAUUCAUGAGCAGACGCGCGAGGAAGUCAACAACGCUUUCCCACGUGAGGGAUGGCUGGGAUGCUUUGCGGCGACGAUUCGAAAGGAAGAGGAGUUGAAGCCGUGGUGUCAUACUACUCACAUCCCCAGGUUUGCUGAGCAGGUUGAAGGGAAUCAACUACAGAAGCCAUAUGAGUAA